Molecule: messenger RNA, 378 nt
Organism: Gongylonema pulchrum
Lineage: Eukaryota; Metazoa; Nematoda; Chromadorea; Rhabditida; Gongylonematidae
Source: the annotation of a GenBank genome assembly
GUGGAUGAAUGCCAGUUGGGUCAAGCCAACUGCGAUCCGCAAGCCGAUUGUAUGGAUAUGACGCACGGCUUCACAUGCAAAUGUCGGCAUGGUUUCAGUGAUAUUUCACCGGAUCCGAUAAACAGGCCGGGUCGCAAGUGCUCCAAAUUGACGAAUACGUGUGAUUCGCCGAAUUUCUCUGGAUGUAACCCGAAAACGUCGAAGUGCAUCGGUACAAGAGAUGGAUUCGUAUGUCGGUGUGCAGAUGGCUAUGUCGAUUUGAAUCCGUCUAGUCCCGGUAUCAAUUGCUCCAAAAUAGGUAUGUUUCGCGGUGUAUGUUCAGAAAUCAAAGCGAAAAGUUUCAUACAAAUUUGGCACCGUCCUCUUCUUAUCAUUUAG